Ramularia collo-cygni is the source of this 1773-nucleotide messenger RNA. RefSeq names its product probable amino acid transporters. NCBI's taxonomy places the organism in Eukaryota, Fungi, Ascomycota, Dothideomycetes, Mycosphaerellales, Mycosphaerellaceae. Gene Ontology annotation, molecular function: amino acid transmembrane transporter activity. Gene Ontology annotation, biological process: amino acid transmembrane transport. The transcript is spliced from 3 exons. The record is from RefSeq and is a predicted model, not a curated record. Bases 1 to 1773 code for a protein of 590 amino acids. Gene Ontology annotation, cellular component: membrane.
AUGGAGCGAGAUUACGAGAAGAAUAUGAGCAAGGUCGACUACCGGUCAGAAGGCUCGACCGAGUUACCAGAGUAUGGCGAAACGAUUGUCCACAGCCGGCCAUGGAGUGUUCGACUAGUCGACAGCUUCAAGCGAGAUCCUAACGCGCAUGCUACGCCAAAGGGAAUUGUCGGGGCAGACGGCCGUGUCUUUGACGUGGAGGACGAUUCCUCCGCAGUUGGAAACUCUUCACUUGAGCGUCGCCUGAAGGGCAGACAUCUUCAAAUGAUUGCUAUCGGAGGCUCUAUCGGGACCGGUUUGUUCGUCGGMUCUGGCAGUGCUCUUGCAAGUGGCGGUCCGGCGUCUCUUUUAAUUGCAUUUGGACUCAUUGGAAUCAUGUUGUACUGCACUGUUCACGCCCUCGGCGAGAUGGCAGUCCUGUAUCCGGUCGCAGGAUCCUUUUCGGCUUACUCGACUCGAUUUAUUGAUCCAGCAUGGGGCUUUGCCAUGGGUUGGAACUACUCUAUGCAAUGGCUGGUUGUUCUCCCUCUCGAAAUUGUCGCAGCUACCAUCACCAUCGAAUACUGGACCGACGGUGCCAUCAACAACAAUGCCUGGGUCGCCAUCUUCCUCUCCCUUAUCAUUGGGAUCAAUCUCUUUGGAGUGAAAGGAUAUGGCGAGGCCGAAUUUGUCUUCUCCAUCGUCAAAGUGGUCGCCAUAAUUGGAUACUGCAUUCUAGGUAUAAUCCUCAACAUUGGUGGAGGCCCAGAUGGAGAGUAUAUCGGUACUAGAUACUGGUCUGAACCGGGCGCCUUCAACCAUGGUUUCAAAGGCAUGUGCUCGGUGUUUGUCACUGCAGCCUUUGCUUUUGCUGGAACGGAACUGGUUGGUCUUGCUGCUGCCGAGACUGCCAAUCCGAGGAAAUCACUCCCGACUGCCGUGAAGCAGGUCUUUUGGCGCAUUACCCUCUUCUACAUCGUAUCCCUGACYAUCGUUGGCCUUCUGGUACCCUACGAUGAGCCAAGACUGUUGAACAAGACGUCGAGCGCAGAUAUCAAAGCUUCGCCAUUCGUCAUAUCGAUUGUGAAUGCUGGUAUCACCGGACUUCCAUCAGUCUUUAACGUGGUCAUUAUGAUUGCGGUCUUGUCCGUCGGUAACUCUGCUGUCUAUGGAAGUUCCCGAACCCUCGCCGCUCUGGCCGACCAGAACCAGGCUCCCAAGAUUCUGGGAUACAUCGAUCGCAAGGGCCGACCCAUCGUCGCUAUAGGUGUUGGCUCGGUGAUUGGUCUGCUCUCUUUCUUUGCUGGAUCCGACUUCAAAGACGAUGCCUUCAACUGGAUGCUGGCCUUAUCUGGUCUGUCAAGCAUCUUCACGUGGGGCAGCAUCUGUCUCGCUCACAUUCGUUUCCGGUCCGGCUGGAGGAAGCAAGGUCACUCUCUUGAUGAGCUUGCUUUCACCAGUCAGCCCGGUCUCGUUGGCUCCUACGUUGGAUUUGUCUUCAACGCCCUCGUUUUGAUUGCUCAAUUCUGGACUGGAGCGUGGCCUAUUGGAUAUGCUGAGAUGACUACCAAGGAGUUGGUUUCGUCUUGGUUCAUGGCCUAUCUUGCUGUGCCUGUUGUUCUCUUGUUCUACAUCCCGUACAAGAUCAUUUACAAGACUCCCUUUGUGCGGAGUCACAAUAUGGAUCUUCACACUGGGAUUAGGGAGCUGAACAUCGCAGAGCUCAUUGAGGAGGAGAGGGCCGAGCGGGCGAUGUGGCCAAAGUGGAAGAGGAUGUACAAGUUCUUUUGCUAG